AUGGCAGGCAUUGCCAUCCUCUCCCAAGGCGUGGGCUAUGGAGUCGUACUGGGUGUCGGCUUUCUNUUUGCUCUGGGCAUGAUGUUUACGACGUGGGUGCUCAGAAGAUACAACAAUGAGUUACAGACCAGUGAGGUCUUUUCUACGGCUGGAAGAAGUGUCAAGUCUGGUCUUGUGGCUGCUGCUGUGGUUUCGAGUUGGACUUGGGCUGCAACACUCCUACAGUCAUCUGCUGUAGCUUACAACUACGGUGUUUCUGGACCUUUCUGGUACGCCUCAGGUGCAACUGUACAAGUCAUCCUCUUCGCGACUCUGGCUAUCGAACUCAAGCGUCGAGCCCCUAAUGCUCAUACCUUCUUGGAAGCCAUCCGUGCACGCUAUGGUGGAAUUACUCACGGCGUAUACAUCGUCUUCGGCCUCAUGACCAACGUUCUCGUUACAGCCAUGCUGCUGACUGGCGGUAGUGCUGUCAUUCGGGACCUUACUGGCAUGAACCCCGUAGCCGCCUGUUUCCUGCUCCCAGUCGGUGUUGUGGCCUACACGAUGUUCGGCGGUAUCAAGGCCACAUUCAUCACUGAUUGGGUACACACUGUGGUGAUUCUGAUCAUCAUUUUCUUGUUUGCCUUCACCGCAUAUUCGACCAACGAGAUUCUUGGUAGCCCUGGGGCUGUCUACGACGCCCUUAAAGCUGCUUCAGCUCGCCAUCCUGUUGAAGGUAAUGCACAAGGAAGUUAUCUUACCAUGCAAUCUCGUGAGGGAGGCAUCUUCUUCGUUAUAAACCUUGUUGGUAACUUUGGUACCGUGUACCUUGACAAUGGGUACUGGAACAAGGCUAUUGCUGCUUCGCCAGUCCAUGCUCUGCCUGGCUACAUUUUAGGUGGACUUUCAUGGUUCGCAAUUCCUGUGAGUACUCGGAGUUUUCCCUCAGGACCAUGUACUGACUGUGUUAUAAGNUGGCUCUGCGCUACGACUAUGGGUCUUGCAGCUCUAGCUCUCGAGAACAACCCCGUGUUCCCCACCUACCCUCUCCGUAUGGCAGCAGAGGAUGUCACGGCUGGUCUGGUACUCCCUAAUGCAGCCGUAGCUCUCCUUGGAAAGGGAGGUGCUGCUGCCACUUUGGUAUUGAUCUUCAUGGCUGUCACAUCGGCCAUGUCUGCUGAGUUGAUCGCGGUCUCGAGUAUCUGGACAUACGAUAUCUACAACACUUAUAUCAAUCCUAAGGCUCACGGUAAGAACCUGAUCUACAUAAGUCACAUCAGCUGUGUGGUAUUUGCCCUCAUCAUGGCCGCCUUCUCGACAGGGCUCUACUACGCAGGCAUCGGCAUGGGAUAUAUCUACUUGAUGAUGGGCUGUAUCAUCGGUGGCGGUGUUCUACCUGCCUCGUUGACCCUUCUAUACGAUCGUCAGAGUUGGGCAGCAGCGACCUUCUCCCCCAUCAUCGCUCUCGCCUGCGCCCUUAUUGGCUGGCUCGUCCAAGCAAAAACCCAAUACGGCAAUCUCUCCGUCGAAUCCACAGGCUCGAACUAUCCAAUGCUUGUCGGCAACGUCGUCGCCCUCCUCACCCCCGUCGUUACAGUCCCCAUCCUCUCGCUCAUCUUCCGCACCGAAAAGUACGACUGGCAAUCCAUGAAACAAAUCCGUCGUCCCGAUGACUCAGACCUCACUACCGCCGCCCACGUCGACCCUGAACUACUCCCGGGCGGCGCUCACGGAGAANNAACAGCACAAUCACUUGCUGCAGAAGCCGCAGAGCAAAAACAUCUGCUUCGCGCGUCCAAGAUUGCACGUACACUUACUGUAUGCCUUGCUCUGUGCUUCUUGAUCUUGUGGCCGAUGCCCAUGUAUGGGUCCGGGUAUAUCUUUAGCAAGAAGUUCUUUACGGGGUGGGUUGUGGUGGGUAUUAUUUGGUUGUUUGUGACGGCUUGUUGUGUUGGCAUUUACCCGGUCUUCGAAGGGCGCAAGACUAUCAUCAGGACUUUCAAGAGUAUGUAUUUGGAUGUCACGGGCAAGCAGCAUCCAGUCACUCAUGGUAGGGCUACUGUUGCGGAAACGGCGGUGGCCGAGGAGAAACUGGGAGAGAAGAAGGAUAGGGAUGCGGAGGCUGCUGUGAGGGACUCUGAUUGA
Molecule: messenger RNA, 2124 nt
Organism: Aureobasidium uvarum
Lineage: Eukaryota; Fungi; Ascomycota; Dothideomycetes; Dothideales; Saccotheciaceae
Source: the annotation of a GenBank genome assembly